Messenger RNA from Procambarus clarkii (red swamp crayfish), 5958 nucleotides. NCBI's taxonomy places the organism in Eukaryota, Metazoa, Arthropoda, Malacostraca, Decapoda, Cambaridae. The record is from RefSeq and is a predicted model, not a curated record.
CCGUCAGACAGGGAGACGGGUGGAUCUGUACACCUAUAAAGAGCUACACUCAACUCUCCUGCCCUAAUUAGGUACCGCAGUGUGUCGUCCACUCUGGCAUACACCUGGCCCCCGGGUUCUCUCCCUGCUCACCUGCACCAACAUCACCUGAAAAUAAACUAUUGCCUUAGUGGGAGCGGGGCAGCUGAGUGUUGAGCCCCUGGUACAUAUACCCACCUGUGCACUCACUACACACGCCAGCACCUGUGCACUUUGACUCGCUGCCAUGUUUACACUCGGCCAUACUUCUCGGCCCGCAAGUAACGCGCUCAUUUAAGCCCAAAGUUUUGAAAAAAGUGUGUUGUAGAAUCUUAGGAAAGUUUUAUUUAUGUGGCGUGAUACCUUCCGGAGACUUGGGGGUGUAAACGUCAUUGUAAGGUGUUGAGCAGUGAGGCCGUGAAGGUGUUGAACAGUGAGGCCGUGAAGGUGUCAUCAGCACACAGUGUGAGGCCCGGGUGUAUCAGGGUGUUGGCCACACAGGUGGAUUGAGUACCACUGCACCUGGUUCUGUUGACGAUGACUUGCUCGUGAAAGCCCAGACGGUGGCCGACGGUGACUUUAAACACAUACACUGUUCCCCGUCCUUGUCUGAGGGGCCAAGCAGGGUUUGUAGCCAAAGGCUGGCCAAAGGGGCCAAAGGCUGAGUGUAGUCAUACAACGCGAGGUGAAGUGAUGGUGUGAAGUGUGUGCUCACUGCACAGGUAAAACUUGACUAUUAAACAUUAACAGUGAAAUUCCUGUAUAUUUGUCACGCUCCCAUCUUGUCUGUGAAGCUUGCAGUAGGACAAUUAAAUCACCUCUUGGCUCAAGAGAGACAAAACUGUCGGGCAAUAUGACUAAACACGAGGUCAGUGACGUCAAGAGGUUCAAGCCAGCAGAGUGUGAGGCUGAUGUUACAUUAUACAGGUCCAACAAGGAGGUUGUUGGGGACCUUACCAGCAUCAGAUCAAAGGUGCCGACAUACGCAAAGGACUUCUUGGAGAGCCCCUCUGACUCUUUGGUGUCCCCCGAGGACGAUGACGAUGAUCUCCUCUCCACAGUUGACGAGGACCACACGACACAGAGCCCCGGGAGCAGCUGCGUGUCCGCCCAUGACUACUGGGACACGGGCGGCGAGAGCGACAUCUACAAUGUUCUCCCCGACGACCUCGACGACUCGCACGAGGAGCGACGCCUCAGCGAGAGGUCGUUCCAGAGGGCCAUGCCGCAGUUGUCUCGCCGCAACCGCCGCAGGACCAAGAAACGACACCACAGCCACAGCCCGAAGCAGGAUAGCGGGAGUCAAUCACAGUCGACGGAAGAAGACAAAACUCCCUCCUACCUGACUUCCCUGACAUCAGACGACGAGCCAACACGUUACGACCCAGUCCCACCAGAAGUCACGCCCUGUGAACUGGGCUUAAGGUCGUCCCAACAGCGUGCAACAUCGGGCUUCAGUGAGUUAGUGGAUGCCAGUGAACCAGUGACGAGUGACCGUGGGUCAUGGAGCAUGCGCGGUGCUGCCCAUGCUGACCCCUGGCACCGAACUGCGCCUCGCUACAGCCGCUUCGAUGAUGAAGAUAGUGCAAUACAGAGCAGCUGGUAUCGCAGUGAUGAGGACGACACAGUGCUAUCGCCCCGGGCAUCUCAAGCCUUCAUUGAUACUGGGGCACCACCAGGGCGAAAUGACAACCCGCCUCCCGGCCAAAGUGCAGUCAAAAUUCUUAUGAAAAAUAUAAAUUCUAUCAAGAAAAAAAUUAAGCGCUAUGAAGAAGAAUUUGAAGCUGCCUUUGGAUACCGCCCUUCACACAGCGAGAAAAUGAAGCACAAGGAAAUUAAGAAAUACAUGAGCGAACUCAGCAAGGCCCGCAAAGAGCUUAAACAAAUGAAAGAUGAUGUUGCUGGUUUGAUGUCUGUACCAACUGUGUUUCCAUUAUCACUUCUCCGGUGUCAAGAGUCGACCAACCCAGGUGCAAGAUCCAAUGGAACCGGGUCCGGUACUGCAAGCACCUUAAAACAUGUUGAAGACAGAUUACGAGAAAAGCGGUCGGCUUUAGGCCGCCCAGCUGAAUUAAAUAACAUGAGUUGCAUGGAAAUGCAAGAAGAAAAAACAGCCCUACAAAAGGCCCUUCUUUAUUAUGAAUCAAUUCACGGACGACCCACGAGUCGGGAGGACCGAGACUUGGCGAGGCCACUCUAUGACCGUUAUCGCCAAGUUAAGAGGAUUGUCAUGAGAUCCUCAUCUAGAACGAAGGAAAAUCUUGCAGAAUUGCCUCCAAUUAUUGAACAUGUGGCUAUGGAUUUCACAUUGGCCUCACCUCAACAUCGCAGUUCCUUACAAGGAGAUGAAAUAGAAAAACUAAUACAAACAGCACCCACAACCCCUCCAGGGUUUGAAUCUCCACCCAUGUUUGAUCCUUCACGAACUGCAACCACUCGGAAGGAUGACCCAAAGGAUGACCCAAAGGAUGGGCAGCAGACAGUUGCACUCGGUGACCUCCAUGCUCUACCCCUAAGUGAACUGAGAGAAAGAAAGAAGGAAGCACGUGAAGAAAAGAAGAAAUUAAGACGGUCACUCCGAGAAUAUGAAGAGAAAUUUGAGAGAGAAUUGGGCCGUAAAGUGCAAAAAGAAGAUAGAGGGCCCAUGGAACAGACAUACUUGGAUUACAAACAUGCUAAAGCAAAGUUAAGGCUCCUAGAAGCUCUCCUAUCAAAGCAUGAACCCCUCAAGGUUUGAUCGACUUUAAGCUACACUGUAAAGACAACCGUCUCGAAGCUUAUUUUUGGAAAGCAAGUAUUUGUAAUGUGCUUGUCAAUGCACUGUAAGCUUUCAAUGCUGUUGUAACUGGGUUGGCUUGUUUUGAUAAGAUUAAAAAAUUGCAGCCAGAGUUUAUUCUAUACAGAUUCCGUAUUUUGAAGUGCAGCUGAUGACGUGAUUGCAUUGUGUGUAAGAAGGGAGGCAUCCCAGUCCAUGUUUUGUGCAUUGUUGUUCUGACAUGCGCGGGUAAUGCAUGAACUGUGAUAAGUUGUCGAAGUUGCCAAUAUGGUUGUUAGCUAAAGAAUCUAUAGUUUUGAAUAUAAUGCUAACUGUAGAUUAAAUAAGGCCUCACAAAUACCUAUAAAAAAAGAAUGUUAUCUUGUCAUGGUUAUUUUUAUAUAUUCGGAGCACUUUUGGUUUGGGAACUUCAGAUGCUGCUGUUGCAUCAUUCCUAUUAUUUUUUUUUAAGGAUGCUCUGGACUCUAAUGCAUUGAAGCUUCCAAAUAUACUUUAUCCAUAUAAUUGCUGAACUGUGCUAAGUGUAAGGUACCUGAAUUUAGCAUUAAGGUACAGUAGCUGUUUGGACCCUGGGGCAUGACAUCUUUGAAUUUUCUUAAGUAUAUAUAUAUAUAUAUAUGUUUUGACAACUACUGUAUAUCCUUGCCCUUUGUUUGAGACAUCUAUAAAAGUGUAUUGUUGUUUGCUUAAGAAAUGCCUUUAACAAACUGUGUAAUUUGCCUUCCUCAAAAAAAUGACAAAGGCAUGCAGGAUAGUUAAGAACUCUCCUAGUGGUCUAUUAUACACAAUGAUGUGUUCACAGUAAUACUUGUUUUUUUUUUUUUGGGGGGAUUUUAUAUCGCUGACGUACCGGUAAUAAGCAGACUUACAUAACUUCUACAAUAUAUCCCCAGGAAGAUUUGUUGGGCCACCUGACCAAUAUUUGUGUAUAUCUUCACCCAAGAUUCCUGUGGUAUGCAUUUAAAAGUGUGUGCGCAUGUUAUAGGCAAACCUACAUAUUGCCUAGCCACUUGUAGGAAAUGUGUAGCCUAUUUUGUAUGUGUCAUCAUUCCUGUGACUUGAUCCCCACAAUGCUGCCUCAUUCCCAACACACUUGGGGGCAGUUUGUGUGCUGCAUAUUCAAUGUAUUUAGAUGUACUGCACACAAGUAUUUGCCAUCUGUUAGCUAAGAUGCAUUUGAACAUUGUUGUCAGAACUCUGCAUAUCUUUUUUCGAGUACAUUGUUUGAGAACCCAAUUUCUUGUGAAUGCAAUUGCAUAUAUGCAAUUAUUAGUUUACUUUGCAAGCAGCUGAACUUCACUAAUACAUAGCUAGGAGCAGCCAUGGCAAACUGUCAAUGAAUAUAGCCAUAAGCUUAUUGUACGCUGAAACUCUUUGCUUUGCAAGGUAAUUAAAUCUGAAAUUCCAUGCAGUUUAAUAUUAACUGCUGUUAUGAUAAAAAUGCAAGUGCAUUCACUUUCAAAUUCAGAGUGAACUUUUAUAACAGACUGUAGUGAAUAGUGUUUGCAUUCACAAGUAGAAUAUACAAAUUUUACCACUGGUGACACAUAAUCUGAGUGUUCUUGCCUCUGUAGUUCAUUACAGCUUCAGACUGCCUGUUGUUACUUUGAUAUGAAUAGUUAGAUGAAUAGUAUUAAUAUCAUAUAUAUAUAUAUGGUUAUGUAUAUUAAUGACCUUAGAUUAUAAUGUGGUCUUGUACCUGUUAGAAUAUUUACGGCAGACAGUUACUAGAAACUAUUACUUCCCGUACAUAAAAGGAUUUACUGACUGUAGUUUGCUCAGAGCAAAGAAAAAUUUGUUUUGCCCUGUGAGCCUCAUUUUUCCAAUGGUUGAACCAUAUUUUUGUUUACUUAGAAAUGUUCUGUAGCUAGUGUGUUCCACUAGUCCUAAUCGAUUAUCAUAACUGACCAGCAAAAAGAUGUUAAACUUCAGGCUUUUGUAAUAUUUUGAACUCGAGCAUGAAUGUUAUUUAUUUUUAAGGCCUUAAAAAUUUACAAGUUUCCACUUGCAAGGGAUGCCACUGGCAUACACUUACUUUGUGUACUUAUAUCCCAUAAAGUUGUGAAUAAGGUUAAUCACUAUUCUUUAUCUGCAGUAAAGAAUAAUUGCAGUAAUUUCUUGUAUUUAAAGGUUUAAUUACUACUGUAUAUUCGUCUUAAUAUAUGACAUUUAGAAAUGUGCAGCUUCAUGAACAGAUGGUUAAUGAUCUUAUUUAUUUUAAUGUCUAGUCCUUUUAUUAAUCUAAAUAUACUUGCAGUGAACUUGACAUCUGGAUAUAUCAUUUCCUUGGUACCUAGUAUAUUUGUUUCAUCAUACUCACUUGAAAAUAGACUAAGCAAUAGUGCAAAAAAAAAAAUGACAAAUUCCUUUGCAGUCUCAUAUUGCUAAGGUGAUAAAUAAUUCAUUGUAUUUAAAUUGUUAGGAUUAGAAAUUGGAAACCAGUAUAGUUUUAAGGCUUUAUCCAGAAAAUUGUUGAUUUGUUAGUCUUUUGUGUAAUUCAGAAAUGGCUUUGCUGCCAUUACAGCAAAGCCUCAAUAAUCCAGUGUUCCUUUUGGGCAAUUCUGAUUUAUACCAGUUUGAAAGACUUAAGGAAGGUCACAUGGAAAGUUCUCUAAUUGCCAGUGACUUAAACAUUUAAUCCAUAUAAUGCAUGUUUCCUAUAGCAGUGUUUAUCGGUUUUAUCGAGGUUUUACUGUAUUUCAAAGUUCCUAUCUGGACUACAGCAGUUAACUGUAUCAAGAUGGCAAGACCCAAAUUGAUUUGUAUAACUAAAACUUAGCUGAUGAAUGUAAAAGUUGGCUUGAGAGAUGCUUAUUUUGGAUGUUUAUUUACAAAAGUUUCAUAUUCUUUAACCAACUAGUAUGCUAUUUUCCAUACAAUGAAAAUGUGACGGUAAAAGCAAUUUCGAACAUGUUUUACAAGAAAAUGACGAAAUCCUCUAAUAAAGACAACGGUAAACCAAUUUGUCAUCCAUGCAGAGGGAUGAAUUUUUCUCUGUCACUGAAGUGGCGGUUAUGUAAAAGCAGCUCUUGAUAAAAAUAUUUGCAGUGUCUGGUGUAUGUGAUGCUGGAUACAGUGUACGUGAUUGUUACAGAGGUCCAAAUGAAGAUAAGUAAAUCACUCGUUUUAUAUGGAUUAACCACACAAUAAAGUCAAAUGAGCAA